UCUUGUUCAGGUGUGCUGGGCGUUGUUUAUGAUUGGGUCCUUGCUUGGUUCUGGCGCGGUCUUACUUUGAUGGGGCGGAAACGAAAGAUGGCCUUCUGUAGAGGAUUACCCGAACUCGAGAUCGGCCUCCGCCGAUUCCAUUCCUGAUCCGCCUUUCCAACCAAUACCAAUCCGAUCCCGAUUAUUGAAACCCUGAGUCUCUGAUACGAAGCCGAUUCUGAAACGGAAUUGAAUUGCGAUCGAUCUCAAGUCUGCAAGCAAGGUUAUCAUGUUGACCAGGUAAGGACAAUCGUUCCUCCAAGGUUUAAAACCAGCAAUUGUGAUCUGGAUUGGUUAGGAUUGGUGAGUUGAGGCCUCAAUUCUCCAUCGAUGCUGAUGGAUCCUCUUCAGAAGUCAUUCAAUACCCACAAGCAGCAAAAAGAAGAAUUUGUGAGCAACCUGUCUGGCUCUUCCAUGAUUGAAACUUCUGCGCUUUUGACGAUUAUAACUGUUCUGACACUUUUGCGGCAUUCUAUCAGCUUCAAAGGACUAACAGAUUCCUCAAGUACUGUUAGCACAUCGAAGAAAAAUGAUGAAAAUGUUAUUCACAAAGAUUGGAAGGUCUACAUGGUCACGCUGGUCGUGGAUUUUCUCUUCAUUGUUGUUCCAAUGCUUUUAUUUUUCACCGUCCUAGCGGAAUGGGUAAAUAUAAGUGCCAUUUUCCUUACAUUGCUGCUUCUUAUCUGCAUUGCAGCCAAAAGGUUUUGUUAUUGUUCUCCUUGCCCAAAGGAAGGGCUCCAACUUGUAAAUUCUUUGAGGACAAGUGUUUCAUCAUAUAGAGUUUUAACAAUGAUCAUAACGUGUGUAUGCAUAUUGGCUGUUGACUUCAAAAUAUUUCCUAGAAGAUAUGCUAAGACAGAGACUUUUGGUACUAGUCUGAUGGAUCUAGGGGUAGGAUCGUUUGUGCUAGCAAAUUCUCUGGUUUCAAGACAAGCACGAAGAGUUUCAUCAAGGAGUUGGAAGGUUGCUGUUCAAUCUAUAAGUCCGCUGAUCUUGCUGGGAUUUGGUCGGAUUAUUUUUACGACAGGCGUAGAUUAUCAG
Messenger RNA from Macadamia integrifolia, 1080 nucleotides. RefSeq lists its product as uncharacterized. Gene Ontology annotation, biological process: protein localization to plasma membrane; GPI anchor biosynthetic process. Gene Ontology annotation, cellular component: membrane; endoplasmic reticulum. Gene Ontology annotation, molecular function: glucosaminyl-phosphatidylinositol O-acyltransferase activity. NCBI's taxonomy places the organism in Eukaryota, Viridiplantae, Streptophyta, Magnoliopsida, Proteales, Proteaceae. The record is from RefSeq and is a predicted model, not a curated record.